Molecule: messenger RNA, 2014 nt
Organism: Durio zibethinus
Lineage: Eukaryota; Viridiplantae; Streptophyta; Magnoliopsida; Malvales; Malvaceae
Product: putative BOI-related E3 ubiquitin-protein ligase 2
Molecular function (GO): ubiquitin-protein transferase activity
Source: RefSeq, a predicted model, not a curated record
AAAAGAAUAUUCUCCAUCACCCACGCUAUUCUCUUCUCUUCUCUCUAUACGAAUGAAAAACUCAUUACCAGUUCUCUCUCAAAAAUGGCUUUCCCUCAGCGCCAGUUUCAACAACAGUACCAAGCACAACAACAAUCUAAAAAUUUCAGGAACUUAUACGCAAUCGACGGUCAGAUUUCGCCGCCACUUGGUUAUUACAAUACGCCUGAUUUACAAGAUUCGUCUCAGCAUCCUCCUUAUAUCCCUCCUUUUCAUGUUGAUGGGUUUGCACCCGGGUCUGCUCCGGUGACAGAUGGGAGUGAUGGAGGAGCUGACUUUCCAUGGAAUAAUGGGGUUGAGCCUAAAAGGAAGAAACUAAGGGAACAAGAUUUUUUGGAGAACAAUUCACAGAUAUCUUCUGUUGAUUUUUUUCAAGCACGGUCUGUCUCAACAGGUUUAGGUUUGUCACUAGAUAAUAAUAAUCGGAUGGCUUCUUCGGGUGAUUCGGCUUUGCUGUCACUCGUUGGCAAUGGCAUUGAUAAUGAGUUGCAGCGACAGGAUGCAGAGAUUGAUAGAUUCCUCAAAGUUGAGGGUGACCGAUUACAGCAAUCUGUGUUGGAGAAGGUUCAGGCUAACCAACUUCAGACAAUUUCAUUUGUGGAAGAUAAAGUUACGCAGAAACUUCGUGAGAAAGAAGCAGAAGUGGAAAAUAUUAACAAAAAGAAUAUGGAACUGGCAGAGCGGAUGGAGCAAUUGACCAUGGAAGCAGGUGCCUGGCAGCAGCGUGCCAGAUACAAUGAAAACAUGAUUACUGCCCUCAAGUUUAGUCUUCAGCAAGUUUACGCUCAAAGUAGAGAUAGUAAGGAAGGAUGUGGUGAUAGCGAGGUUGAUGAUACAGCUUCUUGCUGCAAUGGCCGGGUCAUUGAUUUCCAUUUGCUCUGCAAGGAGAACAGUGACAUGAAAGAGUUGAUGACUUGUAAAAUUUGCAGAGUGAAUGAAGCCUGCAUGCUUUUGUUACCUUGUAAGCAUCUCUGCCUCUGUAAAGCUUGUGAAAGUAAGCUUAGUUUUUGCCCACUGUGUCAGUCAUCUAAGAUUAUUGGCAUGGAGGUAUUUAUGUAAUGAUAUACAUAUGAAAGCUUUAAUAUUAUACUAAAGUUACAUCCAGAAUUCUUUUGAUAUUGAUGGUUGCCUCUUGUUUGUUGGUUUGUUGCUUUAAGGAUAGUUAGGCAAGGUUUCUCAUCGAAUAUUCCGAGUAUAUGGCUUGGUUAUAUAAAGUAUUUGAGAUAAACUGAUUACACUUGCUUUUAGUUGGAUGAAACUUUACAUAACUACAAAGAUUCUCACGUGGCUUAUGGGUUAUAAAUGAUGAAGAAAGACGGUGUCUUUUCCCUUUAUGACUAAUUUCAUUGCUGUAUUUGUUUGAUGCACCAUUGUUUUGUUAGUUCUUGAGGAAAUACCCAAUCCAAAAAAGAAGGCUGGCUUACUCGACUCUUAAAAGUUGCAUCUCUCGUGUCAUUUGGAAACGUGUCUUCUUGAAUUCAUCUCUCUAUCCUAUGCAUGCUACAUGAAGAAAGCUAUGAGCUGUAGUAACUAGGAAUAAUUUAAGUUGAAGACGUCAAACAUGCCAUCCUACAUCUCAAACUAAAAACCAUUCGCCAUGAAUGGCUCAAACAGAAAAAUGUUGGGUACCUUCAAAUUCGUAUCAGAGAUGCAAUAUAACCCUGAUUUUUUUAGCUUGCACAGUCGAGAUGUUGGGGUGUCUACGUUUCAACCGCGUACUUCUCUGCUUUACCCUGAUACUGUCAUGCAGUUCUUAGAGUGCUACAUAUGAAUACGUUGCCUUUUGAUUUUACAUCCGUCUGGCCCCUUGGGCUAACCCAUGGAAGAGCCCUUUCUCUAAGAAGUAGGCCAGCCGCAUUUCAAGGAGUUCGAAACCUUUAAGAAUGGAUAUCACAUCCUUCAUUGCCGAAUUUGCCACCAAUUCUACGCAUCUUUUCUCUUGUUUUUGUGUUCUCUCCCUGUUAAGUCAAACACA